GUAAUAUAAAAUAUUUGUAAAUUGAGGUAAAUAAGCAAAUAAUGCAGUAACCUUAAUUAUCAUAUAUUUUCAAAAGGAAAAUUAUAAUUUUCCUUAUAAUAUAUGCGUUUUAUUGUUGCUAGUGAUUAUUAUGUUUAUAGAGUAUCAAUACUGAAUUUACGAAAAAAAAUUUCUCUCGUUGCUUCGUCGUAAAGGGACUUUUUUUAUUAUACAUUGAAAAAACGAAGAAUAUAUCUUUGUUACUGUGUUUUCAUGUAAUGGUUUUAAUAGUAUAUUAAUAGAGAAUAAAUUAAAACGAAUGAAUGUUUCGUGUAUGGAAUGAUACUGUUAGUGCAUCAUUUGGUAAGGUUACGUCGCCACAAAUGACAGUAGUGUUUAAUCAAACAGAAAUUCGGAUUGGAAGUAAUGUAAAUGUUGAGAAAGAUUGGGACCGCAGCACCUUGUCAAUUUUCACUGCCACAAAUUAGAACGUAAAUAUUUCAUACAAAUUUAUGAAUGAGGAUAAAGCAAGAUAUUUUGCGGUGGGUCUUUACUGGGGUUAUCCUGACCCAGGUAGACCGAAAAUCCGCCUUAACAAUAAGGCACAAUGUAUGGGUGCACACAAUAGGCAAUCUUUUGAUCAAGACUGCCAAUGUAAGACUGAACUUCUGAUGCAUGGAAUAAUUGUCUUUAAUAAUAAAUAUAGACAGCAUCAAUGGGAAACUGUUUUUCGUGCUUUAAGGUGCCCCUUCCACCAGCCACCACUAAUCAAGCAGCAUCAUCAGAUUAUAAAGACGAAACAAUGGAACUUAGAGGUUUGUUUUCAAAUUCUUGUCAACAAACUGGGCCUUUAGUGCCUGAAACGCAUAUAAAUGGCAACAGAAAAUCAUUAACCACAUUAUCAGCAUUCAACAAUGUAGGAUCUGAUAAUUGUGGAUCUAUGCCUAAUGUACAAAAUAAUUUACGUUCAUCCCGAGGAUUUUAUGCACGUUUACCACCAUUGGGUAGAUCCGGAACGUCACCUGGUCUUAACGUAACUGUUGAAUCGAAACAACAAAGGGAACCGUCAGAAAAUAAAUUAAAUACAUUAUUUGAUCAAUACAAGGAUUCGCACGAAGAUGUAAUUUUAGCUGACGGUAUAGAAAGAUUUUGUAACGAUUUACAACUAUCCCCAGAUGAAUUCAAAGUACUUGUUCUCGCUUGGAAAUUAAACGCUGAACAGAUGUGCCAAUUUACACGACAAGAGUUUGUGACGGGUUUGAAAGCAAUGAAAGUAGAUAGUAUACAUGCUAUACAAAUGAAAUUACCAGAAAUUGUUCAAGAGUUAACCGUUACCAGUGAUUUAUUCAAAGAUCUCUACCGAUUUACAUUCCAAUUUGGUUUAGACGUUAAUUCUGGUCAGAGAAUAUUACCAGCCGAUAUGGCAAUUGUUUUAUGGAAGCUUGUUUUUACAAUACGUGAACCACCACUUUUAUCAAGAUGGCUGAAAUUUCUUGAAUGCCAUCACGUUAGAGGCAUACCCAGAGAUACAUGGAAUAUGUUUUUAAAUUUUGCUGAAAGUAUUGGUGAUGAUCUCGGCGCUUAUGAUGACGCAGAAGCAUGGCCAAGUUUAUUCGAUGAUUUCGUAGAGUAUGAAAAUGACCAAAUGAACCAAAACAUCAGUAAAGAUGAUAUCAUGAAGGAUGCUUCUAUUAAUAAGACUUAAUUCAAAUGAGGUUUUCAUUAUAACAAGGUAUUAUUACCUUAUAUAUAACCUUUGAACAGAAUCAUUGACAUUUUUUUCGUAAUGAAAUCAUGAAGAUUAUUCUUCUUGUUCAUUUUUAUUUUGUUUUUUGUUUUCAAAUUGUACAAUAUCAAAUAGACGAAAAUUGUUAAAACAUUAAAGUAAAAAUACUGUUCAAAGGAUUUUAUUCAGGGAUAUAAAUGUGAAAUUGUACACAUCUAAUGAACAUUUUAGACAACAGAAUUUCUAUUACCUAAAUUUGUGAUACAAUAUGGAUGAAUGUAUGUAACUUUCAAUACAUUAUGAAAUAUUUCUUACACUUUUUAAAGAUACCAUUAAGAAAGAAAGGAACAAAUGUAAAAAAGAACUAGAAUAUCUUUUAUUCUAAAUGAAGUUUUUAAAAUACGCGCCUGACAAACUGUUAUUAGAACAAAAUAUUUCCUCACAACUAACUAGCUCUCGAGUCAAAUCAACAAGAUCAGUGUCAACAGAAGGAAUUGUUCUCUGAAUUAUAGAUUUUACAAUCAUUUCUUAUCUUUGUACUAGUUUAUUUUAGUUCCCCUUUUUUUUAAUCAAAAAAACUAUAAGGAGAAUCUGUUAAUCUGUAUUCUUGUGCUCUUGUUUCAUCUCUCCUUUUCUCUCCAGAUUCUACAAUUUUUCUAAAUUUUUGAAGUUAGUGUGUUAUGUUCUUCAGAGUUUCUUUGCUUACUUCUUUGUCUUUUGCAUUUUUAUUCAAGGGUUUUUGCGUCUUCUUUUGUCAUGAUGUUACGAUAAAUGAAAGUUUUCUUCACAAUAAAUUAUUUUUACUGACAUGUUCUCGAUAUAAGAAUAAAAUGUAUGGUAUAACUUCGUUUAAAAAUUGGUGUGAACGCACUCUUAUCAAAUAAGCUCGGUCAUUAGCGAUCAUGGUCUAUGAUAUUGUGUUAGAUGGGCUUAUGGUUUAUUUAUAUUAUGUUCCUAUUUAUUAUUUUUUCUAUAAUGUCAAUAAUCAAAGCCUUAAUCGUAAUUAAAAGCAGCACUUUAAAUGUAAUGAGAUUGUUUAGAUACAUGUAUAUAGUGCCAUGUCUUUCGAAAAUACUAACAAAUUAUAAGAAUUAAUGGUAAUUAAUACAUCAUUAAACAAAUGUAUAACUCAUUAAUAUUUUUACAAAAAAAUUAUAUAUUUAAUUUGCAAUUUUCAUCACUGCAAAUGGAAUGCUUCAUUUUUGUUUUAUUUUAUAAAUUAAUUGGUGUUAUAUCACAAAGUUUGCAACAUAUGAUUUAAUGCCCUUUAAUACUUAAGAACAUAACAUUUAAUAUGAAAUGCGAUAAUUUUAAAAAAUAAUUAUUAUUUACACAGAGGAUCUUCUUAUGGAUGAUAACACAAUGUUAAAUGAAACAAAGUUAAUAAAAUAAAAUGAACAUUUGCUAA
Osmia bicornis bicornis is the source of this 3113-nucleotide messenger RNA. It is a transcript of the gene SCCRO3, whose product is annotated as DCN1-like protein 3. Bases 695 to 1684 code for a protein of 329 amino acids. Gene Ontology annotation, cellular component: ubiquitin ligase complex. Gene Ontology annotation, molecular function: ubiquitin conjugating enzyme binding; ubiquitin-like protein binding; cullin family protein binding. Gene Ontology annotation, biological process: protein neddylation; positive regulation of ubiquitin-protein transferase activity. Lineage: Eukaryota; Metazoa; Arthropoda; Insecta; Hymenoptera; Megachilidae. The record is from RefSeq and is a predicted model, not a curated record. The transcript has 5 exons.